Messenger RNA from Toxorhynchites rutilus septentrionalis, 10499 nucleotides. RefSeq lists its product as uncharacterized. Lineage: Eukaryota; Metazoa; Arthropoda; Insecta; Diptera; Culicidae. The transcript has 18 exons. Gene Ontology annotation, molecular function: protein binding; guanyl-nucleotide exchange factor activity. Bases 1336 to 9405 code for a protein of 2689 amino acids. Gene Ontology annotation, biological process: actin cytoskeleton organization. The record is from RefSeq and is a predicted model, not a curated record.
AAGAGUUUGUGCGCGGAUCGCAUCUCGUUUCGUUCUUCGCUGCGCGCGUACGGUUGGCUUCUCCAUCUGUUUUGUAUUGAAGUGUGCAAACAAGAAAAAAAAACCGCUGAUCGGAACUUUCGCGGAAUCGUUCUGCGGCUUUAAGUUCGCCAAGAAUCUCAAUUAUUCAAUAGUAUUAAUAACGAACGCAACGAGCAUAUGCGUGUUGCGCAUAACGACAACUGCAGGAAACAGGCACAGGAUACAAAAUAAGUUGAGCUUGUUCAUUUGUAUGCUUAUUCGAUCUUUUCCAUUCUUCUGUAUCGUGUAACUGUGCAAUUAUAUUGCCAUGAAAUUAUUGCAUUUGCGCGAAAUGCUGUGGUAUCGCUCUGUUAGUAUGUGUAACUUUCGAUUAUUGUAAUAUUAUUAUAAUCUGAUCAUCUACAUGCUGGAGUUUACGUGAAUGAUGAGUGUUGUUUGUGUUUGAUCAAGAAUUACCUGGGAGUAGUAAAACAAGUGAUAUACAGAGUUUGUGCAACGGCGGUCGGGUUUGAAUUCAAGCUCAACAACGUUGAGGCACUUGUGCAUCUUCUAUCGCCAUGAAUCGAUGUUAUACACGCGCAUGAUUCGAAAGAUCUUAUUUAUCUCAAGUGGCCGGCGGCGCGUUAGAAAAUACUUUGUGCAGGGCUCAAGUGUUCUAGAGUGGGAGUGUUAAUUAUAUUGAUUGCAUUCCGGCGCUUCGCCUUUUCGUCGGUCAUCAUAUUUUACUUAACUCACUGCCUAUCACCUUCUAUUAAGAGAUGAUGAUCUACUCAUUUAUCGCUGUUUUAGUCGCAUUUGAAGUUUAUGCAUGAUUGCCCACGACAGAGUGCACAUAUUUCUGGGGAGUGAAUAAGGAAAGAAGUGAUUCGUACAAUUUCAUAUGAAGUGUUGUUUGAUAUCUUCUCUACAUCACAGUGAAGACCUCGAAAAGUCAUAAAAAGUGCGUUCAGAAAUAGUGUUGAAAGAUCAUUGAGCCUAUGUGUGCUCACGAUGCAAAACAGUGUAUUGUUUAAAGAAGGAAAAGUUGAAAAUUUUCGUAAUUAUUGGUUCGGCUGCAAUUACCGUAGGACCAGACGAAGCGAACGUCGACUCUGUGUCAGCGAAAAUUUGCUACGAGGCUAUUUUCGCGGUUUGGCCCUUUAAGUCCGGCUGCACAUGGAAUGUUUAUUUCUAGCGUUGGAUGUGAAUGGAUGAUAUGGAUCGUAAGAUAAGGCGAUACUUGUAAAUAUCUGAAUUUAUGUGUGACCAUAACCUACAAUGGAGAAUUUAUGCCGAGAAGAUGCAACACGCGAAAUUUCAUCACACGGUUGAAAGAUGGCCAAUCAACUUAAUCCGCAAGACGCAGCGCGACACAGAAGAAAAUUUCCACCGGGCACCCAAAAGUUAACGGAAGGCAUGCAACAACAAUGGAACAGAGCGAUACCAGAAUCUGACUACAUUCAGCUCGGCACGUUACGCUACGGUGUGCGUUUGUCUAAUCCGAAUCUGCCUAAUCUCAACACCGCGUCGGUUGAGAAUCGCAACAGCAGCAAUGGAGACCCUCGAAAUUCCCCGUCGGUUAACUCCGCCGACGGCAGUCAACCAAAUGGAAGCGGCAGCCUCUUGAGUGCAGGUGAAACUAUCAGCAAUAGCAGCGAAGCCAACAAGAGCUGUUGCUGCAUUGGACCCAAUGGGAUUGAGCUGCCAUGGAACAGCACGAAUUAUGCACGAACGCGCCUUCCGGUGCCAAACAGCGCAGCUAAGAAUAGAAAUUCGUCGCCCUCAACAUCAGCAUCAUCGUCUUCGUCAUCCGCUCAUCAGCAGCUGCAACAAAUUCAGAAUCAGAGUAGUACACAACAAGGAAUCAGAGGCAAGUUGCAGUACAACAGCGGAUUAACAACGUCGGGUUUUCCGAACAAUCGCAACGGUAUUAACAACAACAACAACAACAACAGCAGUAACAGUACCUUUAGCACUACAAUUGUUGAUAAACAGAACCGUGAAGCGUCGCCAGCAUCAAUUUGUUGCUACAGUAACAGUCUCAAAAGUGCAUCGAAUAAAAACACUAAAAACAACAAUUUAGUUAAAGUAAGCAACAAGUACUCCGAUAGUAAAAAAUUGAAAAUCGUCAACAAUAAAGGUGAACACAAGGAUAUACUACCAGACAACGAUAUUCGUGUGAAUGAAAAUCGGAACGGUUUCAGUUAUAAUUAUGAUUAUGGCGCCGUGAAUAGCGCCCAGAAACGCAAUGAUUCUUCGAAAUUGGUCAACAGAGAAGAUGUUCCAAGUGGUAGUGAAAGCGGCGCAAAGCAAAACGACGGCGAUGAUUUAAAUUUAAACUUCAGAAACACACAGCAUUCGAAAGAGCCGCGGUUGAAAGAUGUGAAUUUGAAUAAUUUCAAGAAAAAUAAUUUAUCAUGUGAUGUGUAUUUGGGAUUUAAUUCAAGUGUAGGUCACACCAACAAUAAGAGCAGAAACAAUAUUAGGAAUAAUACCAACACAAUUGGAGACUAUAUUUGUGGUGACGAGUUGUCAUCUUCUUCAUCGUUGUCGCCUAGGUCACCAUCGCCUUUACCUUUACCACCGCCAAACCUAACGGAUACCUGGUUGCACGGAGAGUGUGUGAAGUUAACGCCACCGUCUUCGCCGAAUCCCGCUCGUUCGGGCUCGUUUGACCGAAAGAGUUUACAGCCAAAUUCUACCACACCGCGAGUUUCGAUUACAUCAUACAGAGGUUUCAACGCAUCUCCUAUUAAUUCCCUACAAACACGAUCAAGAACGUUUAGCGAUUCGGAUGGAUGCUACUCGACCUACUCUGACAAAACCAAUCAGUCCUUUAUAAAUAGAACGACAGAUAAUCAAAACAAGCCGAUUCAAAACACCGAUUGUAAACAAAGGCUCGACGAGUAUUUUACUCCCACGGCGCAUGCCACUGGUGGUGCUUCUUAUAGAUUCGGUGGCCACUGUAAGACAUCCCUCCCUGUGGAACUACCUUCCGAGAUCACAAGUACAAAAGACGAUGCACCAUCUCAUUGUAUCGUAAGCAAUUCGACCACACCAAAACUACCUCCUCCCGAAGGACCGCUAUCAGAACAUGUCGAUACGGAUGCUCGCCUGCAGUCACUGAACAGAUACUGUGCAAAAAAUCUGCUUCCACACUCAAACGCUAGUCUUGCAGAUGGUUCGCCAUUGGAUGAUUUCAAUUUCAUCGAUUCUUCAGAUAUUUCAUCAACAGGAGACGACACAAUUGCCGUGGUCAACGCGAAAGAAUUCCAAGGACCUCACAAGAUUCCAAAUUUUAUACCAAAAAAUGAUGAAGCUUUAGUGAAUAGUUCGUGUCAGAGUGAGUGCAAAUGUAUCAAAAUUCCCAAUAGUUACGGUGCAUGUUCUUCUUCGGGUGAGUUGAAUAAUACGUGCAGUGGUAGUGAAACGUUUCCUGUAUCGGUGGCAAAUAGAUCCACAGUUGAAACGAAAAUUAGUUUCCAUACAGUCAAAUGUAAGAAGUGCUGUGUGGCGAAUUCAACACCGAGUGCCAUCUGUGGAGGAAAUCAACAGAAUUGCAGCUUAUUCCCAGCUGUUAACGAGGAGACAGUUAGAGCAAGUGGAAAAAGCGAUGACAAUAAUAACCAACGUCCAAGAAAUACUGGCGAGAAUCCUAAAUAUAGCAUACCUAAGAAUAGUAACGAGAAAGGCGAUGAAUCAAGCGGUAAAAUAACAUCGAACCAAAACAGCCGAAAUUUAUCAUCCGCCAAAAACUUCAACAAUACAGGACCAGAUACUAGCACUACUGGCGGGAUAAAUAGUUUCGCUAAAAAUCAGCUGUAUGCACGUGUGUCACCAGAAAAGCCGAUAAUGGAAAAACGGAGCAACACCUUGGAUCGACUGCAAAAGUUAGUGAAGAAGACAACAUCUGGAUCACAUGAUAGUAAAACUAUUGACAAAAGUGGUACCAAGACCGAGCGAUUGCGGGAAUUAACAGAACUACUCAAAGGAACACGAGCCCCUCCUGUGCCACCGCCCCGUAGGUUAAGGCAUUUACACAGUAUUGAUAAAUCGUUCGAUCGACAAGACACUUCUGCUUCGACCACUAGCCUUCUGAACAUAGAUGCUUUACGCGGUAUAGAUGAAGCAAGUAACUUGUUAGACGUUAAAGAAUCUCGUUCUAUAGAUAUUCCGUAUCAGUUUUCUGAUAACCAACGACCUUCAGCUCCUAGUUCCCCUCGAAUUACCCAUAAAGAAAGUCUCCGUGCAAAUACAAGCGCGUCAAAUUUGGAAUGUCUGAUAAGCCCAUCAACCAAAGAUUCGAAUGUAAGCGAUUCAAAGCCUGAGCUGCCUUCAAAAGAAGAGGAGGAAGAAAUUUUCACUAAACUCUCACGACCAGAAUCGCGAACCAUCGUUGGUUCGUAUACACAGAAAACCAUCCCAUUUAGGAGUGCAUCCUUUUCUCAAGUGGACUAUUCUUCCGGUAAAUACAUUCGAUCAGCGCUUGGAGCAAUUAAAAACAGCUUAAUGCGCGGCAAAGAAAACUCAGUAAUAGAUAAUGUGACGCUGCCUAGAAAUAGAAAAGAAUUUACGCGAAGCUGUAGUCCAGCUCAGCUUUCGACAUCUUCGGAGCCGGGGCCACCAUUGAAUGAUUGUGAAAUACCGAAGCUGAAGAAAACGGAACUUUGCAUCAAUUUGGUGCCACCGGAUGGUUCAGAGGUAUUGGAAGCAUUUGAUCCGAAAGAUAUAUCAUCGAAUAGAAAUUCAGACAUCGAAACGAUCGUGGAGGAUCCCGAAGCGGAACACAUCGAAACGGUGGAAAAUGAAACUGUCAAACACAAUAGCGCAGAAAUCAAUGUCAUGCAGGCAUCAGAAAUGGUUCUGGAGCCCCUGGUAGAAGAAGGUAUUCCAAUCAAACCACAAACGCUGGCAAAGGAUGAGGAAUGCUUGCAACAAGCGACCACUUGUUUGAUCCCGAUGCCAGUUUUUGACUGCGUUCUAAGUGAGUGGAGUACGGCUCGUCCUUCUGAACAAUGGGUUGAUGCAUCCGUAACAGAGUGCUCUAAAGAUGGAGAGUUUUUGGAAAAUGUAGAAAGUGAUGCAACAGGUACAGUCGAUUCCGGUUCCCAUAUCAAUCGUGAUCGUGAGAUUGAAAGUCCACAGGAAGCGAAAGAACCAGAUACAGCGCUGUUGGAGCGAGUCGAUGAACUAGAAGAACACGAACCAGGCUUAACGCAAGAUUGUCCUGGGAGUGUAGCGAACAUAGAAGGAAAGGAUAUCAUUUGUACUCCUCCAAUUUCUAUAGUUUGUACCGAACCAGAUAGUUUGAUAAGCACCACCAUAAUUGAGACCCCACCAACCCCAGAAGAACAUUCAGCCAAACUCGAUCCUGCUGAUGUGGAAAUAGUAGAAGUAAGAAAACGACACAGCAACAACGAAGAAGGUGGAGAAGCGUUAAGCAGUUGCAAUAGUGAAAUAGAGGAAAAGCGUAGAAUUGAUAAAUCCAAGCGAAGGAAAGGAAUAUACAUACAGUGGCCAGCAAUCGAUACUAACAUUGACCCUGAAUCUGACUCAAAUGAUAACGGCACAACAGAUCGAAGUUGGCGACCGAAUAGACUAACCAUUGAAAAGGAUUCAAGCUUGGAUUUGAGUGGCGAGAGCGUAACCGAUUUAAGUUCGAAAGAUAUAGCUUCGUCGCCAGAGAAAUCAAAGGAAUCUGACAAUUUGCACCAAAAUGAUCCAUUUUUACUCGACCCUAACACACCAGAUUCCGAUAUAGCUAGGCCAGUGUGGCCAAAAGGAUCUCGGAGGAAAAGUUUAACCUACCAAAGCUCGGAUGAAAAAGAAGACUCGGCCCCAAUUUCCUCCAUUCCGGUACGCUCUUUCAAGAACCUUUUCCUACGAUCAGACUCGAUAUCAGACAAUGAGAGUGAUCGUGGAUCUUCGAGAGAUCGCACAAACGCGUCACCUGCUCCAGUCGGCGAACAAGAUCUGAAAAGGUACUCCAAAAGACCACUAAGAGGCCCGUAUGGACAGAUGCUGGAAGCGGAAAUGAAGAAACCCUCGAAAGUGCACUACAACGAAAUUUUGGAAGAGCUCAGCAGGCAUGAUGCUUCCCAGUCAUUUCCUUCAUUCAACAGAAAUCGAAGCAGUGGUAGUCAAUCGAUGGACGAAACCAACGAUCGUCAUUCCAGUAAGCUUUUCAAACCCAGGAAAGCGAGCGCUAAUCUCCCACUUCCAUCGCACACUAGAACUGCAUCGAGUCCUUCCAAGCUCGCGGAAUUAGGGGUCCCGGAUGGCGCCCUGGCAGGGAAUGGCAAACGCCUGCUCGGCAAUAUUGACCAACGUAGUACUGAUUCUGAUAAAUCAGAUAGAUCUUCAUGCAAACACGAUGUGAAGAAGUUGUCUCUAGAUAGCCACAUUUCGGAAAAGACACACGACAAAGCAUCAUCCGAUAAUCAUGAUAAACAGUGUAAACGUAACUCUUCCGGGACAAGUGACAAACAUCCCAAAAGGAGUCUGGAUGAUACAAGGUACUCAUCGAAGUCCACUCGGACACCGUCGGAACGUAGUUUUGUGUUGAACACGCCUGAUACGCCUAAAACGCUGGUGGCAUCUCCAGAACUUUUGGCCGAAUUGUUGAAAGGUUCCAGUGAGAAACUAGUCACCGAACAGCUUACGGAUAGUUCCAGCCCGAAUAACGCCAGCAAUGCGCUUCCCACAGCCGUUCUGAAAUGCCUGGAUACAAGAACUCAUGUGGUAGUAGAGUUAUUCAAUACGGAAAAGUCAUACGUCGAAUCGUUGCAAACGAUUGUGUUGAAAUAUUUGAAUCAACUCAAAUCUCCCGAGAAUGCCGGUCUUGUUGAUACUCAAAUAGUGGACGAAAUAUUUUUCAUGGUACCAGCAAUUCUCAACAUCCACGAGAGAUUUCUGGAGGAGUUACGCAGGCGUCUCGAUGCUUGGGAUCCAUCGCAAAAAAUCGGAGAUGCUUUCGUAGAUGUGUUUUCCAGACCGGUUAUUCUCGAUACGUAUACAUCCUUCGUGAAUAACUGGAAUCGUGCCAAAGAUGCGAUACGCACAACACGACAGAAAUGCCCAGCAUUCGCCCGAUUUCUGGAGACAAUGGCUCGUGAACAUAAGGGCAAGUUGUCACUUGACAACUUGCUCAUCAAACCUGUACAAAAAUUUCCAAACUAUGAAUUAAUAUUAACAAGACUGAUUAAACACACCGAUAUUGAUCAUCCCGAUCAAAAGCCAUUGCAAGAAGCUUUAAAACUAGUACACGAUAUCCUUAUGUUCCUCAACUGCAAAGAGAAGGAAGCCCUCGAGAACGGGCAGCGGGAGACCGUACUACGUGAGCUUGAGGGCGUAAUCGAAGGAAUGAAUGAUCUCGUUAGCCCCGAUCGUGCCUUUUUGAUGUUUGAUCUCGUCUCGAUGCCAACCGGCCAAGCAACGCGUAAAGAACGUGGCUUCUUCCUGUUCAACGAUUUAUUAGUUAUUACCAGUAUUAAACGACGCAGCGGGACGAUUAGAAAAACUAAUAUGACAUGUCCAGGGAGCAUCAUCUCGACUUUGGAUACCAAUAAGUAUAAGUUUCUAACAAAAAUUCCACUCGAGGACCUAGAAAUUAUCAAAUCUAAAGACGACAAUGUUCGACGCAUAAUGAAGGAAAUUGAACACCUCUCAGACGAUUCGAAUAAGCUUUCUCAAAUAUAUGAUCUAGCUGCCAGUUUAAGAUGUUCACAUCAGUUACUUGAAGAAGCUAUCAAGGAUUUGCAGCGAGAGGUACAGCGCCAGCUAUCGGAGAGACAGACGAACGAUGCUCAAUUAAAUAUUCUAGAACUGACUUUGAAUUCAUCAAAUGGCAUACAGAAUAUGACUGUGGUAUUUUCCAAACCGGAAAAAAGAACGCAGUGGGAGGAAUCCUUCACGGAAGCAAAGCAGAAGCUUGCCAGUGCCAUGGAGCGAAGCCAGGUGCCUGAAUUCCUUGUCUCCGUGCCAAUCAGAAAAACACGAGCCGGCCUACAAUUCACAUGUGCCUCCCCAACGCUAGGCAUACAGCGGGAUGUCUGGGUGUGUAACAGUGAUGGUUACGUCGGACAGGUCUGUGUGCUGAGUCUCACACCCGAGCCAACGGUAACCAGUUGCAACGGGGUUUGCAAUGCGAGAAUACUAUGCGUGGCCUCUGUUCCCUCGUCUGAUGAUAGUCAAAUCAGUAACAGCGUCAGCAUUUCAAUACAGGAUCCGACAGCUCAGAUGAACUCAAUAGUCAAUUCAACAUCCAAACCGGUGGAGAAAAGAAGUUCAAAAACGACAGAUGAAUCUGCCACCCACCUUAGGAAAAGCACCAGCAAUAUCCAGCUCGAUUCGGACAGUUCCAGUGAUGACUCCGAAACGGAAAGUCAACCAGAGUGCGUUGAAAGUACUACGGAAGUUAACACAUCUGCGCUACCAAUUGUUCAUCGACAGCAGGAGUCCAAUUCAGAAGAUGCGGACGUUCAGCAGCCAACCAUGUGGCUCGGCACUGAAGAUGGAUGCAUCCAUGUGUAUAACUGCACCGACAAUAUCCGAAUUAAGAAAAACAAAAUUAAAAUUCCACACAUAAGCGCGGUUUAUUCCAUUCUUUAUCUUUGUAACCGAGUGUUCGUAUCGCUGGCUAACGGAGAUGUUUGUGUGUAUUGUCGCGACAAUAGCGGUUGGAAUACCGGGAAUCCCUUCACCAUAACUGUGGGGACUGUUACCAGUCCGAUCACAAAGCUGCUGAACGUCCAUGGUAAACUGUGGUGCGCUAUUCAGGGAUCUAUCAAAGUAUUGAAUACGACUACAAUGCAGGUUGACAGUCAGAUACAAAUAUCGAAUGAUUCGAAGCCCAUCACGAAUAUGACGGUGUCCAAUGAAUACGUUUGGAUAUCUGUGCUGAACUCAUCACAUAUCAAGUGCUAUCAUUACGAUAGUUUCGAAAUAAUGUUCGAGGUUAAUCUGGCUCCUUCUGUCAACAAAAUGCUGUCCAAUUGUGACGACAUCAUUCGGCAGCAUAAGGCAGCCUGUCUUCGCGUAACCUCCUUAAUGGCAUGCAAGGAUCUCAUAUGGGUAGGAACGAGUGCAGGUGUUCUAUUAACAAUUGCGGCAGCCAGCAUGAGCAAAGGGACAUCCCUACCGGUCGUAACUGGAAUACCUCACGGCCACACGGGACACGUACGGUUUUUGACGUUUGUGGAGGCACCGGUAAGCAGCAGCAGCACGGAAGAAUCAGCUAAACCAACAAUCAAGACGGAUGCUACGACCGGUAGUCGUAGCUCUAACCUACUUGUGAUAUCGGGAGGCGAUGGUUACGAAGACUUCAGAAGUGCUGGUAACAACUCACUGAGUGAGAUCGCAGGACGAGAGGAUAGCACAAAUCAUUUGCUCAUUUGGCAGGUUUAGUACUGCUCCACUGUAUUUAGUUGACAUUCGCUUGCAGAAGUAAUUGCAAUGCGUUUGUACGAGCGCAAAAAUUGAUUUACAUCUAAUUCAACAUUUUGUAUUAGCAAGCUGGACUUGCCAAUUGUUUUGUAUUGUUUUCAAUGCUGGCGCUCAACAACAACAACUACAGCAACAGUUAGUUGAAUGAACAAAAUAACUUCUUAUUUGAAUUGUAUGACAAUAAAUGCCAUAGUUUUUGGCACAUAAUUCCAAAGCCGAAACAAUUUUUCUAAAAAAUUAUUUGUAUAGAUUUUUUAGCAUGCUUAUAAGAAAAAAUGUGAGUGUCAAUAUUUGUAAUCGUUGUGUAAUGUGGCAUCGUGGAAAAUACAUGGCCUAAUAUCUCUAGAUCAGAAGUUCUACGGAAUUAUAAACCUUUUCGACCGCCUAAUGGAUACAGGAUACCUUUACUCUUAUGAAUCGAUGUACGCCAAAAGUUGUCAAAAUCUCCGAACAAUCAUACUAUUAUGUUCACCCUCCAAGUUUUAAAAGUAUUUCCAUGUAUCAUCAGCAUCUGUCUUAUGCUCUACUAUACAUUUUAUAAUGAGAUAUAAAUACCAAAAAUGGCGCUCUGCAUAUGAAAAUUUUACAAAUUGUACAUUUGAAACUUGAUAAGUUAACAUUCGCGGCGAGUACAUGAAGGUAUACCGAUCGAAAGUCGUACCCUUUCAGAUUCAGCAUGGAAGCCCCUAGGUGUGUUUUUGUAAACUUGUGCACAUAAUAAUAUGCGAUUUAUACAGCGUUCUAAUUUGUACGAUAUAUAUAUAUUUAUAUAUUCCAGAAAAGAAAACAAAAUAAGAAGGUUCAAGUUAUUAAAUAAAUUCGAUGUUCGAAUACCUGAAACAAACACGUUACUGACAGAGAAUCUGAUAUAUAGAGAGUAAUAUUUAUAAAUCUCUAAUCGCAUAAAUAGAUCGCCGACUAAUAUUAGCUAAGCGUUAAUUUAUUUAUAGUGUAGAACCGAGUAUACAGUAAUUCGUAAAUUUAUAUACAAAGAGAUAAAAUGUAACUAAUUACUUUGGAAAAUAAAGAAGAAUUGCUGUUAUGUAUCAACUGAA